CGCACUCUCCCUCCCCCCCCCCUUCUUUCUUUCCCUCCCCUUCUCUCCUCAAUCCGCCAUGAGACCGCGACACCUUUCCAAUCUGCGGAUCCCGUAUCAUGUCAAAAUGCAUCUGGUUCGCCGACAUGCGCUCCUCAUGUCGAGCAGCUUCCCACCACGGGCCUUUUCCCGGCGCAUCCUAGACCUGGCAUCGGGGGAUGAGCAGGUCGCCGCGGCGUCCAAAAAACACCCGACUCCCUUUGUCUCGGAUGACAUUUUCCCGCGCCAUGUGCGCCUCCUCGGCCAGACUGCCGAAGGCCGGCGGUCUCGCUUUGGUUCGCGCUGGGUUGGCAUGGAUCGACCUCCCACCGAGCCCUCGCCUACCCCCUCCCUUGCCCGGGCUCUGCCCGAAGAGGAAUCCAUGACCCCUGCCGAGCGGGCGCACGAGCGGUCUCGCAACCGGUCCGAACUCCUCUCGCUUUACCGGUCCAUCCAGCGUGUUGGCCGGCAUAUUGCCCCGACGGAUCCGUAUCUGAGCUCUUUCAUCCAGGCUGAGGCCCGUCGCCAAUUUGAGGCCCGAGUGACCUUUCGACCAGAUAUCAUGCGGAAAAUUCCCCCGGCCAUCGUGGCCGCAUACGAAGCCUCACUGGACCACCAGCGGAAUUCCCUGAUUCAUGCACGAGCGCAGCUCGCCUCCCUCUUUGAGGCACUGUCCCUCAAAAAGGUGCAUGCCCUGGACAAUCUGUUGGCCAUGGCCUUUGGACGCGUUGGCACACUGAAGGAGAAGUUUUGCCUGGACGUCUGCUCGCUCCCCCUGCUUGAGGACCUUGAGUUCAGCUACUUCCCCGAGGUAUCCGGCCUCGCCAUCAAGUCCACCAAUCAGGAGGAGUUCCCCUUGCCAACCCCCUGCUUGAGAUACAUCGAGCGGCAAUAUGCCUCCCUCAAAGAAGGCCCAUAUCAUGCCCUGUCCCGGGCAUACUGCCGGCUGAUGAACCGCAUCCCGGUGCUCAUGAGCUUGGAGAUCCCAUCGUCCCUGCCACGGGGCGACCUGCCGACAAAGCUGGCCGACGCCACGCACGCCAUUGGGUAUGGGCAUUUUAGCAGUCUGCCCAGCUCGUCUGGACAGGCUGACCUGAUGGCGCUGUCCGGCACCGAGCGUCCUCGUCCGCUUGGCGGCAGUGGGUAUAUGCAUGUGGGCAUGGACAUCGCCAGUCUCCUUGGUGAAUCGUUGAACCAGCGCAGCCGUGUUCCUCGCUUUCUGACGUCCGACCACCAGGCCCAUGCGCUGGCGAUGAUCCGCCAAGCUGAGGGCCCCGGCCCGACGCAUGCCCUCGAUGGCCGGCCGCUGCUCCUGUCACUGAACGAGCCCCCCCCCUCGGCAGCCAAUGACGUGGCCUUCAUCUCGGACAUCAUUGCGUACCUUCGGAUGACCCCGGCCGCGGUGGAGAUCAACCCAGCCGUGACCAACAUCAUCUACGGCUAUGAUGACCGGAAGCACCGGACCGAGAUUCGUCGCCUGCGCAAGCUCUAUCCCAUCGAGCACACGUCCUUCUUCCGGGGGUUUGAGCCGGUGGCUCGGUUUUGUAGCUUCUCUCUGUUUGAUGCGCCGACGCUGCCUCCCCACUCGGCCCCGGCUGACACCCAGCCCUCCAUUCGCACCAUCCCCGGUGGUGAGUGAGAUGGAUCCCCUCGCCUCCGGCUGUUUCCCUCCUCUCCAAAUAUAGACCAGCCUCCGCCGUGGGGCCUCUCCCUCCUUCGCCCGGUGUGCUCCUUCUCUUUUUCCUUCGAUGCAACUAUACAAGGGCGAGCUGG
This is a messenger RNA of Fonticula alba, 1791 nucleotides long. RefSeq lists its product as hypothetical. Bases 59 to 1657 code for a protein of 532 amino acids. The transcript has 4 exons. The record is from RefSeq and is a predicted model, not a curated record. Lineage: Eukaryota; Rotosphaerida; Fonticulaceae.